AUGGAUGCUGCCAAUAAAUCUACCGUUACUGAAUUUGUUUUGCUGGGACUCUCUGAUUCCUGGGAAUUACAGAUGUUUUUCUUCAUUGUGUUUUCAUUGUUUUAUGUGGCAACAAUGGUGGGUAAUUGCCUCAUAGUCAUGACAGUCAUAGCUGAUUCUCAUCUACAAUCGCCUAUGUACUUCCUGCUUACCAAUCUUUCCAUCAUUGACAUGUCCCUUGCUUCCUUUGCCACUCCUAAAAUGAUUAUAGACUACCUCACUGGACACAGAACCAUCUCCUUUGAUGGCUGUAUCACCCAGAUAUUCUUCCUACACCUUUUUACUGGUACUGAGAUCAUUUUACUUAUGGCCAUGUCCUUUGAUCGAUAUAUUGCAAUAUGCAAGCCUCUUCGCUAUGCUACGAUCAUGAGUCCCCGGGUGUGUCUUGCCCUUGUGGUGACAGCCUGGAUUGUGGGAGUCAUGCAUUCGAUGAGCCAGGUAGUAUUUGCUCUCUCAUUACCAUUCUGUGGUCCCAAUGAAGUAGACAGUUUUUUCUGUGACCUGCCUGUAGUGUUUCAGUUGGCCUGUGUGAAUACUUAUGUGCUGGGGCUUUUCAUGAUUUCAACCAGUGGCAUAAUUGCUUUAUCCUGUUUUAUUCUUUUAUUCAAUUCUUAUGUUAUUGUACUGCUUACUAUCAGGCAACAUUCUUCAGGGGGUUCAUCUAAGGCCCUUUCUACCUGCACAGCUCAUUUCAUUGUUGUCUUCAUGUUCUUUGGGCCAUGCAUUUUCAUCUACAUGUGGCCACUAAGCAGUUUUCUGGUAGACAAGAUCUUGUCUGUGUUUUAUACCAUCUUUACUCCUGUUCUGAACCCAGUCAUCUACACCUUGAGGAAUCAAGAUGUGAAGGCAGCCAUAAGGAAACUGAAAAAUAGGCUUCUAAAUUCUAACAAGGCAACUCCUUUGCAGUAA
This is a messenger RNA of Sorex araneus (European shrew), 948 nucleotides long. Its product is annotated as olfactory receptor 4K2. Gene Ontology annotation, cellular component: membrane. The transcript has a single exon. Gene Ontology annotation, molecular function: G protein-coupled receptor activity; olfactory receptor activity. Lineage: Eukaryota; Metazoa; Chordata; Mammalia; Eulipotyphla; Soricidae. The record is from RefSeq and is a predicted model, not a curated record. The coding region runs from base 1 to 948 and encodes 315 amino acids. Gene Ontology annotation, biological process: G protein-coupled receptor signaling pathway.